AUGCUGCUGUUCAUAAAACGCUGGAAGAAAUUACCACAGGGAUCAAAGAAAAACUGGAACCAUGUGGUGGAUGCAAGGGCAGGACCUGGCUUCAAGCUGACCAAACCCAAGAAAGUUAAAAAUAUUGAUGGAAAGAAGAAAAGUAAACUGAAAAAGCUUCAUAAAUUCAAAAGACAAAAUUCAGAUGCCCACAGCACCACAUCCAGUAUGUCUCCCUCUCAGUCUCCCAGCCACAGUAAUCAGUCUGACGACGGGUCGGACAUCGAGACCAAGCAGAGGCGUCCAAACCCAUCGGGGUUCUCCUUUCUCGACCUGUCCUACUGGAAGAGGCAAAAGGUGUGCUGUGGGAUCGUCUACAAGGGGCGUUUCGGUGAGGUGAUCAUUGAUCCUCGUCUCUUCAAGCCCUGCUGUAACAAGAAGCGCCCAGCUCUGGCAUCCUCCCCGGACUCUCAGAUCUCACAAACACAUCCUUCCCCUCUUCCAGAGGACAUGAAGGAGGCAUGGUGAUCCAACUAAAACACCCUACAAACUGUCUCGUUGAGGCCCUCAUAGCUUUGUCUCCAGUGGUAGACUCUGGUAUCUUCCCUUUGUUAGAUUACUGUGUAUGAGUUCAGUUUUCCACUUGCUUUUGUAUUUUUUAUG
Sinocyclocheilus rhinocerous is the source of this 642-nucleotide messenger RNA. Its product is annotated as protein FAM60A-like. Gene Ontology annotation, cellular component: Sin3-type complex. The record is from RefSeq and is a predicted model, not a curated record. The coding region runs from base 1 to 507 and encodes 168 amino acids. The transcript has 4 exons. Lineage: Eukaryota; Metazoa; Chordata; Actinopteri; Cypriniformes; Cyprinidae. Gene Ontology annotation, biological process: negative regulation of cell migration.